Molecule: messenger RNA, 1264 nt
Organism: Cuculus canorus (common cuckoo)
Lineage: Eukaryota; Metazoa; Chordata; Aves; Cuculiformes; Cuculidae
Gene: TPI1
Product: triosephosphate isomerase 1
Exons: 7
Coding region: 67-813 (248 amino acids)
Biological process (GO): glycolytic process; glyceraldehyde-3-phosphate biosynthetic process; gluconeogenesis
Cellular component (GO): cytosol
Molecular function (GO): triose-phosphate isomerase activity
Source: RefSeq, a predicted model, not a curated record
CUCCCCGGCUCCCCCCACGCGCCGCCGCUGUCGACCUUCGCGUCUCCUCUCGUUCUAGUUCCCGCCAUGGCGCCCAGGAAGUUCUUCGUGGGGGGCAACUGGAAGAUGAACGGCGACAAGAAGAGCCUGGGCGAGCUCAUCCAGACGCUGAACGGUGCCAAGCUGUCGGGUGACACCGAGGUAGUUUGUGGCGCUCCCUCCAUCUACCUUGACUUUGCCCGCCAGAAACUUGAUACAAAGAUUGGUGUUGCAGCACAGAACUGUUACAAGGUACCAAAGGGUGCUUUCACAGGGGAGAUCAGCCCAGCAAUGAUCAAAGAUAUUGGAGCCACCUGGGUGAUCCUGGGCCACUCGGAGCGAAGGCAUGUUUUUGGAGAGUCUGAUGAGUUGAUUGGGCAGAAGGUGGCUCAUGCUCUGGCUGAGGGCCUUGGAGUCAUUGCCUGCAUUGGAGAGAAGCUGGAUGAGAGAGAAGCUGGCAUAACUGAGAAGGUGGUUUUUGAACAGACUAAGGCCAUUGCCGACAACGUGAAGGACUGGAGUAAAGUCGUUCUGGCCUAUGAGCCAGUUUGGGCUAUUGGAACUGGUAAAACUGCGACUCCCCAACAGGCUCAGGAGGUUCAUGAGAAGCUGAGGGGAUGGCUGAAAAGCCACGUGUCUGAUGCUGUUGCUCAAUCCACUAGGAUCAUCUAUGGAGGUUCAGUCACUGGCAGCAACUGUAAGGAGCUGGCUUCUCAGCAUGAUGUGGAUGGCUUCCUCGUUGGUGGAGCUUCUCUCAAGCCAGAGUUUGUGGAUAUUAUCAAUGCCAAACACUGAAGCAGCCUGUGAGGAGCAGUCCCUUGUGGUUCAGAGCAAGAAAUGGAAGCAAGAAGGGACCUUUCUUUGCACGCAUCUCUGUACAGAGGCCUCCUCCAAGGCCUUCCCCCUCCACGGUUAUUGUCCUAGCUGUGCUGCUACCCCCCACCACUGCACCGGAGUCCUGUUAGUGGGAGCCUGUCUCAGCAGAGUCUUGACAGCCUCCUUCCCAAGGUGGCAAAAUCCUUGGCUGGCUGCCUGCUGACCUGUAAGAGCCCACAGUGGACCUGGCCAGUGCCUCCCCCUUUCCCUGCUUGGAGAGGGGGCAGCUAGUGCUGGGGGAAGGAAAAAUGAAUUGGUAUCUUGCAUCCUUCAGCUCCAUCAGCAAGGAGCCUGUCAGCUUAGACCCUUGUAAGAUGUCUGACCUCACCUGUGUCCCAUACUGAACAAUAAAUGAAAAACAAAAUGCAAA